This is a messenger RNA of Plasmodium inui San Antonio 1, 240 nucleotides long. RefSeq lists its product as hypothetical. Bases 1 to 240 code for a protein of 79 amino acids. NCBI's taxonomy places the organism in Eukaryota, Apicomplexa, Aconoidasida, Haemosporida, Plasmodiidae. The transcript has a single exon. The record is from RefSeq and is a predicted model, not a curated record.
AUGGAUACUAACGACAAACAGGAGAAGGAAGAAGAAGUAGUAAGCGGAACAGUUGCUACAGUAUUUGGAUUAACCGACACAAGGAAAACCAAAAUCCAGUUAACAGUGCCACUCUUAAAAGGAGUCUAUACUACCCAAAAGACCCAAAACUAUAAGAAAAGAAAGAGACCAAGCAUCUCAAAAACUCCAAAACCUGAUAUGACCAAGCAAAACAACACUAAAAAGACACCGAACGAAUGA